AUGAAUUUACUGCCAUGGUCAACAGAACUUUCAAGAAAUAUGACAUAUCUUGAAGACUCGACCUCUGAUGAGUUUCGGUUUAAAGAUGAGGAAUCAAUCAAAUUUAUAAUAGGAGAAGACCAAUAUGUUAUAUCAAAAAAAUCAUUGUGCGCCAUCAACAGUAGUUACUUUAAGAAUAUCUGCCUUACACAUAAGGAAAUAGGAAAAGAUAUGACAAAUGAAUUAGUAACGAAUAAGGAAAUACGAUCUUUUCAUCAGAUUUUAUUAUAUAUUGCAACUGGCUCCACUGAUUUCUAUGGUGAUUAUGGGAUGCUUAAAGAUUUAUUAACAGCAGCUGAUAAAUAUGAUGUAGCAACUUUAAAAUUAACGUGUGAACGUUAUUUGUUACACUAUAUUACAAUUGAUAAUGCUGUGGAACUUAUACAGCUUGCGUUUUCGUCUAAUGCAAAAUUUUUAGAAACACAUUCGGCAGCUUUUAUUAAAUUUCACAUAGAAGAAAUUAGGUACACUGAAACAUUUCAAAAUCCGCAAGAAGAUUUAAAUAAGAUAAUGGAAUUGAUUGAGAAAAGUAAAAUGCUUGAAAUCAGUACUCAUCAAUUUUUUUCGUUACCACCUACGAUAAAAGAAACAUUUACACUGGCUGAGAUUCACUAA
This is a messenger RNA of Temnothorax curvispinosus, 654 nucleotides long. RefSeq names its product BTB and MATH domain-containing protein 43-like. Bases 1 to 654 code for a protein of 217 amino acids. Gene Ontology annotation, molecular function: ubiquitin protein ligase binding. The transcript has a single exon. The record is from RefSeq and is a predicted model, not a curated record. NCBI's taxonomy places the organism in Eukaryota, Metazoa, Arthropoda, Insecta, Hymenoptera, Formicidae. Gene Ontology annotation, biological process: regulation of proteolysis; proteasome-mediated ubiquitin-dependent protein catabolic process. Gene Ontology annotation, cellular component: cytoplasm.